This is a messenger RNA of Papaver somniferum (opium poppy), 1050 nucleotides long. RefSeq lists its product as uncharacterized. The coding region runs from base 1 to 1050 and encodes 349 amino acids. The record is from RefSeq and is a predicted model, not a curated record. The transcript has a single exon. Lineage: Eukaryota; Viridiplantae; Streptophyta; Magnoliopsida; Ranunculales; Papaveraceae.
AUGGGAGAUUACAACUUUGUCCUUCAUGAUCAAGAAAAAUUUAGCCAGCAUCCCAUCAAUCAAGUUGAAGCUGAUAUUUUCCUAAACAAGAUAGAAGAAGCAAAUCUCUCUGAUCUAAGCUACACUGAAUGCCCUUUCACGUGGACUAACAAGAGAUCUGGUACUCAGCUCACAGAGCAAAGACUAGAUAGAGGCCUAGAUAAUGAAGCUUGGCUAGACAACCACCCAAAUACCACCAUCUCAAAUCUCACAGGCUUAGGCUUUGAUCAUAACCCAAUCAUUCUCAAUACCAAUCCUAGCUGGAGACAUGGUCAAAUCCCCUUCAGAUUCUUUGGUCCCUGGAUUGAUCAUGAAGACUGCAAAAGCAUUAUAGCCGACUGCUGGAAGAUAACUCAUAAAGGAUCUUUAGCCAUAAAAAUAGCAAGGAAAUUAAGAGACAUCAAAGUCAAGCAAAAGAAGUGGACUAAGGAAGUCUAUGACAACAUCAAAACUAAUUUAGAAGAUUGCAUCAAACAUCUGGAUUGGAUAACAAAAAAUAAAUUUACUUCAUCUAAAGGAGCAGAGCUAAAAGAAGCAAGAAUUCAUAUGGCACAUUGGAAACAUGUGCAAGAAUCUUUCUGGAAGACCAAGAGCAUAGACCUACAUAUCAAGCUUGGAGAUAAAAAUACAGGGUACUUCCACAUUGCUGCUAAUAAACGAUAUAGGAGGAAUAGGAUUGAUUUUAUCCAACAGGAAGAUGGUACUUGGAUCCAUGAUACUGCUGAAAUUACCCAAACUUUCACCAAUCAUUUUGCCAAGAUGGCCACUGAAGAACCCAUCAAUAUCAACCCCUUCAUUAUAAAGCUCAUACCCGCCACAAUUACUACCCAAGAGAAUCAGAACCUUAUCAGAACACCUGAACCCAUGGAAAUCAAAAACAUUCCCUUCAGCAUGACUGGUGACAAACCUAUCACACCAGCUCAAUUCAGACCAAUAUCCCCGUGUAACACUACUUACAAAAUCAUCUCAAAACUCAUUGCCCAAAGACUAAAACCUCUUCUACCAAAAUGA